AGUCCUUGUCCCGCCCUCUUUCCUUCUCAUAGUGUGAAGCAAUAACACCUAUCAAUAUAUAAUGAUCAGUUCAUACCACUGCGCAUGAAGACUUCUUUUUAUUCAAUAUCUCUAUUUUUGAUAUAAAAUAACUCAUUUCAGUGACCAUUUUACUUGAAAACGUUUGUCCAUCAACACGCUGAGUUGCAAUUCUUCACACUAUAACGUUGAAAAUGUCUAUAGAACCAGUAGAUUACAAAAAAGCCAAAUCAAUUUAUGACUUCACCGUCAAUAACAUUAAUGGCGAGCCUGUAUCUUUAGAAAAAUACAAGGGUCACGUUUGUAUCAUCGUUAACGUGGCAUCAGAGUGUGGUUUCACAAAAAAUCACUACGAAGAGCUAGUAGAAAUCUUCGACCAAUACUCUGAUUCGAAUGGUUUGAGAAUUUUAGCUUUUCCCUGUAACCAAUUUGCUGGUCAAGAACCUGGCAAUAGUGCGGAAAUAGUUGAUUUCAUUAAAUCUAAAAAUGUUAAUUUUGAUGUCUUUGAGAAGGUGAACGUUAAUGGAAGCGAAGGGAGUCCCCUCUGGAAGUAUUUGAAAUUGAAGCAAGGGGGCGUCCUUGGUGAUUUCAUCAAAUGGAAUUUCACGAAAUUCAUCAUUGAUAAGGAGGGACAACCAGUGGAGAGGCAUGGGCCCAACACUAGCCCAAAAGAACUUAUAGAAUCACUUGCCAAGUAUUGGUAAAUUAUCAUCAUUCGAAAAUAACACUCAUGAAAUUUAGAUCGCUGGUUUUGUAGUAUUCACACAUAGUUUUUCAUUUAAUGCUGAAUGUAAUUUAUAAAGAAUAUUAUGUAAACAUUUUUCAUUCACAAUUAAAUUAUUAUUACGAGAAAAAUUUGAAUACAACUCUAUUCUUAAACGAAUAAAGAUAAUGAAAUACAGAAACUAAAGCUACGAUGUUAUACAGAGCUCAAAAUGUUAUUGGAAAAUUAGAAAACCAAUGAAGUGAAGUUUUUUUGCGUACUUAUUAAAAAUCCUAUUUAAGUUUUUUUUUCUGAAAAUUUCAUAUGAGAUUUCAAACUGUAGUUCGUGACCACAUUCAGUCUUCUGAACACAAAUCUACAAACAAACAGUAGUAGAUUUUCUCCUUCCGAUAUAUGCCAUUCUCUAUCGAUAGCAUGGAAAUCAUUGAAUGAAAUUUAUCCAUUUUGGAUGAGGUCGAUCCUCUUAUUGAAUAUUAUUUUAGUUUAUCCUUCUUGCCAUAAACUAGAAACCCUUCAAAAAUUUUGCCCUUCUUGUAUCUUCUUGCAACUUAGCUGAAUAGAACCGAAAAAAUUCGAAAUAAAUCUGUCAAAAACAUAUAAAAUGUAGCUUAGAGGAUUGUCACAUCAACAAAAAUUAAUUAAUUUUUCGAUAUGAAAGCUUCAUAACUGAAUUCGAAUAACUCACUUCAUAAGUGGAAUUCAUAAACAAUUAAAAUUUCAGUGGAAUCUAAUGACUAGAUUCUGAGAUAUCGAAAUUUUAAAUCAAAAAAUGAUUUCGAUCACCUAAUUAUACGAUAAUUAUUCGAUAAAUUCUGCUCGACUAUUCAUUAAACUAUUUCGUAACAGGUUUAGAAAUCUCAGUUUUAACGGAUGGUAAUUUGAAAUUUCAUACGAAUAGGUGUAAAUUGUACGUAUUUUGUCCAUUACUUCAACUGAGAUAUUCGAACCUUGAACCUUCCAUGAAAAUUUGGAAUCUUUCACAUUCCGAUCGAUAGUCAUCUGAGUACACUGCGGUCACCUUGCAAGACAAAAUCGAUUUUGAACUCGAAUUCUUCAUCGCUGAGUCGAAUCCAAUCGUUUGAUAACACUCUUAGCUCAAAAUUCAGUUACUGACAUUAGGACAGCAUUUUAUAUACAUAGGUAUAUAUAUUCUUCUGGAAUAAGAGCGCAAAAUGUUCCAUUCCGCAGCAGGA
Molecule: messenger RNA, 1935 nt
Organism: Harmonia axyridis
Lineage: Eukaryota; Metazoa; Arthropoda; Insecta; Coleoptera; Coccinellidae
Product: probable phospholipid hydroperoxide glutathione peroxidase
Exons: 1
Coding region: 213-722 (169 amino acids)
Biological process (GO): response to oxidative stress
Molecular function (GO): glutathione peroxidase activity
Source: RefSeq, a predicted model, not a curated record